Messenger RNA from Staurois parvus, 306 nucleotides. NCBI's taxonomy places the organism in Eukaryota, Metazoa, Chordata, Amphibia, Anura, Ranidae. The record is from the annotation of a GenBank genome assembly.
CAGCAGCAUGAGGAGGCGGUACAGGGGCCCAUGGCAGAUUAGGGGCCUGGCAGCAGCUAUGGGAGGGCCCGUAAUCUGCCAGCACCCUAUGUCAAAAAAUUGAACACACCAGCAGUGUGUGAGGAGACCUGAAAGUGGCACAUGGCAGAGUGUGGCGAUGGAGACAGCAGCAAUGGGGAGGCCGUACAGGGACCCAUGAGAGACUCUGGACCUGGCAGCAGCAUGGCAGAGUGUGGCGAUGGAGACAGCAGCAAUGGGAGGCCGUACAGGGACCCAUGAGAGACUCUGGACCUGGCAGCAGCAUGA